AGUUCAGGCUGAAAUUUGGGGAGAUAGAGAAAGAGGGGGGAGGACAUGCAGCUAUGGUCGGAGGCCAGACUGGAGCCCCCAACUGCUGCAAGGACCCUGGUCAUGAUACAGACUGGUCCAUCUGCGUGCCCCCUGAGUUAGACUAUUGUGUUUUUUAUUAAGAAUAUUAUGUUUGAUCAUAUCAAAAGCAAAAAUCAACCAAAGUCAGAGUCAGUUUGAGGUCACAUAGGCUCUUACAUCCAAAUCUGGCCUAUGGUUCCUGCAUUUUUGAGCCAAACCUGAUGAUUCGUCUAUAAUGAACAAAUGUUUAUAUCCUAACAGGCUAGGAUAAGAUGGCUAGUGUCAGCAUGUAGGCAUGCUCUGUGACCACGACUCUGACUACUACCAUCAGUUUCAGCAAGCUUUAAAUCCAAUAAAUGAAUAAAACUGAAGGGAUUGUUUUUGUUUGUUUGUUUGUUUUUUAAACCUGGUGUUAUUUGUAGUUGUCAUGAUGCAACCAUAUGACUCUGACUGACAGAAGGCAGGUUUGGAUUUGUAUCAGUGCUUAAGUUCAUCACCUCUGACUUCAUUGUGAACUCCAGCCAAGCCAAACAGUUACUCCAGCACUUUAGUCAAUCACUCUGCUUGCUCUCAUUGGCUCCAGACUCUCUGAAAUACUUUGAAUCAAUGAGAAAUCACCUGGUGUAAACAUUUCAUCCCAAUGGGUUUUACUCUCGAGCUGAAAUCAGUAAUGUGCAAUAAGGAGCACAUGCUCGUGCAAUCUUCCAGAUGGCUUCCUGUGAUUUUAGGUCAGCUGUUUUAGCAUGUGAUAAGAUGCUUUAACUUUGGACUUGGCUGCAUUUGAAGAGGUCUGAAAGGGUGUACCCUCUGAGUUUUUUUUCUCUAAGUUCAACAACAGAAAGAGGAGAACUGAAAAUGGCUGGGGAAGUGACAUUUCCUGUCAUGUUUGCUACAGUGUGACUCCUAUGACAGUGACACAAUGGUUUUUUUUCUUACAGAGGAGUUGCAGCCUUGACUCAUCACCACAUCAUUUAGACUGUGGCUUUGGGCUUUUGUGGUUACGAUUACAGUAAUGUCUGCCUCUUUGGGCUGAAAUAUACACCUUCUUACACAGAAAUGCAGGGGAAUAUUCAGAAAACAGUUCGGGUCUCUUUUUCUCCUUUCAAAAUAACUUUGUUUUAUACUAUUAGUGUUCGGCUGUUUUUGUUUUUGUAUACAUGCCACAAGUUAGGGCUUCAAAAUUACUGCUUUGACUGGAUAAGCACAUUCUCUCAUUAAAACCCUUUACUCUCCUGCCAUCCACUGUUGGCCUGCUUCCACUCCCUCCUUGUAAUGGAAAAAAAGUUUGGCCAAAUUGCGUAAUAAACGUAUCUCAUAAGACCUGUGGUGUGUGUGCCACUCAUCAUGUAGUAAGACACUACGUGCGCUCUUUACGCAUAAUCACUCGCAGCGGAGCUGAACCUUCUAGUGGGAGUGAGAAAAUUCAACCCAUAUAGAGGGUGGGGUGUGGUGGGCCGAUCCGCGCGGAAGAAGUGGGUGGGUGUGUGUAAGCUUAAAGUAGCGUGCAGAAAGCUACAUACCAGAACAGGCGUAUAAAUAUUUCUGAUCCAAGAGCGCAGCGAGCGAGAAGAGAAAACUUCCCAAAAGUUUCACGCUAAGGAGAAAGUUGCUCAGGGCGAAGCGGAGGAUUCAUCGCUGAUCCAGAGGAGAAGCCACGAAGAUAAAGUAAGAUUCUCAGUCACUUCUCCAAGUUAUGAUUUCAUGUGAAGGAGAGGAUAAGUGAACUUGAAGCGGUACGCGCAUGACAUAACGGUUUCUGCAAAUAAGGGGAGGUCUCUCAGAAAAUUCAUCAAAGCUCUAUAUGGUUAUCGAUCAGCGAUCCUCUGGUCAAACAGAUAAAGAAGUAAGAGAGUUUUGGUUUUUAAGUUUGAAGACUUAAGCGGGGGGAAGUUUCACUGACCUGGCCAGAGCGUCAGAGCAUUUAUUGAUCAGCAAAUAGAGAAUGCGCAAAACAACAAAUGAGUGAUUUAAACACCAAGGAUCAAGGGUAUAAAUGCUCAAAAUUUUUGGGAAAAAAUCCGUCUCGCAAUACAAAUUAGCAAAAAAAAAAAAAGUUUAACUUAAUAAUAAUUUGGAACAUCAUCCUGCCUCUAUUUAAUGGUCUUGUAGAACUUGUGCCUACCACACGGACUUUAUUAAUUCUCCUGAUUGGUGUCUUCUGAUAGAAAGGGAGGCCUUCCUCCUCUCAAAACAGAAAUCUGUUUUUCAGUGUGUUUUGUUUCCUUGCAUUUUCCACCUUUGUUAGAAAAAAAAUGAACUGGUUUAUUUUCAUGCUCCCAGCUGUGUUGGUUGAGGUCCAGUCAGCUGCAGCUUAUUUAUUUUUGCAUGUGAUGGCAUUCAUGGCUUUGUUUGUGCUUUAACGACUAAUUUCUUUUCUUUUUUUUUCUCAUUUUACCAGUUUAUUGUUUCUCUUACUACAAUCAGGGCACAAACAGGUCCUGCAUUGUUGUUUGGGUACACUGUCUUGAACUUGCUUAUCUCAGAGGCCAGUGGGCAUACCAGCCGAGAGGACAUGCCAACACAAACUGAGGGAGGAGAAGUGCAGAGAGGGCAAGGCGUGAUGGAAGAUGUGAUACAUGUGAAAGUGAUAGGAAGGAGGGAGGGAAGAGAGAAGGAAGGGAUGAAGGAGAAGCUCCUGUUUUCAAGCUCGAGUGAUGGCUGUAUUAAAAAUCCAUUUAAGUUUAUGCAUCAAAGUGUGGGGGGAGAGUGAGGCUGCCAGAAAUUAAUCUUGGGGAAUGGCUUUUCAAGGUUUUAUUUGAGGUUGAGUGGAUGAGUCUAAUUGGGCAAUUUUGGGACACUAAAGGUGCAAAAGAGAGAUACCAUGUUUUUUAAAGGCUGUAAGUGGGAAAAUACAAAGAAAUACAGUCCUGAGAGCUUUUCUUUGGCUGUGAUUUUGGAAGAGGCUCCAUGUGCGCAGUAUGCUCCAUGUUUGGCCACCCCAAACAUCAUGUUACCCAUGUGUGUGUUAGAAGAGAGUAUAGUUACCUUCAUUUUCCUGGAUGAGUCUGAGUCAUCCUAACAAGCCCUUAUUAUUUCAAUUCACUUGCAACCCUUGACUGAAAAUAGAGCUGGAGAUAAGGCUGGAGAUGAAGGGUAUGAAAGGAUAUGACCUGAGCUUUGGGUGGAGAUCAUGUCAUGACAUGAACAGCUGCUCCAUCUAUUGUUCACACUACAAUGAUUAUUAAUUUUUUGCUAAAUAUUUGGAUGAUUUGGAAACAAUUGAAGGGAGGGGGAUGUUAUCUGACCAGGAGAUGAACUCUGGAGGACAAAGAGUUGCAAAAUCAAAAGUGUACUGAAUGUCUGACUCAUUCAUUACACUUACUCUUGUUUAUAUUUACACAUAUGGAUUUUCAGUGUCUGAUACUAUGAGGCGCCCCUCCCUGCCACCUCUCCCUCAGCUGCUGUGCCCUUUGACCUGUACUGCAUAACUUCACUAUCACUGCCUUUCUUCUAAAACCAGAGACUCAGGCUGAUUGAGACACAUGGUCUGUGCAGUUAUUUAAGAAUGGAAUCAAUAGAAAGUUAAAAACAGCUCUUCAUACAGCACUCUUACAACUGUGAGUAGGUUCAAUGAUUCCCUUUUGUUAACACUUUGAUGACCAGUUCAGCCUCAGACUUAGCUUUAUUUAACAAAGCUGAACUCAAGGGUUAAAGAAGGACACAUAAAGUUACACACUGAGUAAUGGUCCAGUAAUGUGAUGCAGGCGUGUACUGUUUGGCCGUAUUCUAAUAGUGAUUUAGCAAUCCCAGCUCCACCACUUGACUAAGAAAGGGAGUUGUUUUCCUGCAUCUACUUUUUCUGUGAACCUUAUCUUGGCUGUGAUUUUGUCAUUUCUAGGUGAAGUCAUGCCGUCAUCAGUUUUCUGGUAUUUCAUGUUGAGAGGACAGGACAUUGCAACACUGAUUUAAGCCUUUAUGUGACACAAAAGAAGGUAAUAGACUCGGCACAUUAGUGAAUCGAAGUCAUUGUGUAAAACUGUUUCAUUAAGGUUGAGGUUGUGGGAUAAAUAGUGACAGUGGUUUAAAAGGAGGUUAGUUUGAAUAGAGUCCUGGAUGUGUGGGUGCAGCUCUGGCUCUGAGAUGAUGGUGUCAUUGGUCAAGAUACUGGACCUCAAAUCGCAGUCUGUGGUAGAGCUUGUGGCGUUUGUAUGGAUUAGUUAAAAGUGAUGAGAACUUCAUAAAGCAAAUUCUGCAACCAGUGUGUGAGUGUGGUGUGAAUGUGAUUAGAGAUAGACGGACUAAUUGGUCUGACUGAUGAUGUUUUGACGUUAAAUUGGCCUUGGCCCUCACAAGGCCGUUAUCGCUAUUACCUUUUCUCAAGAAAUCAUUACUUAUCCCAUCACCAAAGACAGCAUAUCAAAUCUAAACGUGACUUUCUUUUUUAAUUUUUUUCAUUUUAACCUAAAUCUUUACUUGAAUUUUUUAGUUCUCAAUAAUAAUUCCCCAAACCCCUUUUUUAAUGGUACGUCUGGCUUUUUCUGUCCACAUUUAUCUGUAACGAGAAAUUACUCAAGUGUUGGUUUCAAUAAAUUGUUUUUGGUCAAAUGCAAACAACAACAACAACAACAACAACAAUGUGAUACCAGCAUUAUAUAUCAGCCAUCUCUCUGCUCGCACAUUGUUGGUAUCCUUAUCGUCCGUUGAAAAACUGAUCCCGUGAACUACUAAAUAAUGUCAGGUGAAAGCUUUUUAAGCAGGCAAAAGUAAUUUUUAAAGUACAGUCUAUUUAAGGUGUAAAGAAAAAACUACACUGAAAAACUAAAUCCACAAAUCCAUCUGUUUGUAUAUUAUCUAUACUGUGUGUUCCAUUUAGGGUCGCAGAGGCCUAUCGCAAUGGUCAUAGAGUGAAAAACAGGGUAUACACAGGGUAUAUACAGGUUGUCAGUCUAUCGUGUAGAGACAAACAAACAGUCAUUCACAAACCCACAUUGAAAAUUUUCACUGUUAGGCAAAAGUGUCGACUACUUCACCGUGCCAACCCUUGAAGUACAACAAGAAACCGAAUAAAUAUAGAUGACAGGUUAAGGUAAGGCCAGAAAGCACAUGGCGAUAGCACUGAUUUGAACUUGACACUCACAUAAAAAAGCAGCAGAGCUCAAAUACCUUCAUACAUACUGCAGAAAACAUGCAUUUUGAUUAGCAGAUAUAAACAGCAUUUUCAGUCUUGAUAUCUGGAGGGCGAGGCCAACCAAAACUGGUUCAGCGGCCAAUGCAGAUGUUCGUAAUUAGCAGCUUGGCCAGUGUUUGAUAUUUCAAGCUGACAUCAGAUUUAAUGUGUGUUUUUUGCAUUUGAUAAAAACAACAACAAUUUCUUAGUGAUAGCAAAUGAAAAAUACAUCCCCUGAUUUUGAAUGAACGUUUUAUGAUUAUUGGCUCAGUAUAUUGGCUCAAAUAUCAGCACAAAAGACUUUCUGGAUUUCUGUCCAGCCAUCUGUAAAAGCUGUUAUUACAAUAAUUUGCCUUGUGAGUGCAGACAUCAGCUGGUGGUGAUUAUUGCACAACACUAUUAAUCAGCCUAUUAACCUCUACUUCUAUGAAAGAGAUCUGAUGAGUAACUUUCUGCACAAUUACACUUCUCUUGUUUGGGUAUUGUUCUGAAAGGUUAUCACCAGAAAGUUUCUAAUGUUUUGUACUCUCCCUUACUCUACGCCAUCUUCUCCCACAAAAGCCUCUGUCUUCAGUAGGUCCAUUAACAAUCUGGCAUCAGUGAUAGACAGAUAUGACUUCAGUUAGGUCACUUUGUGAGUAGGAUUACAAUUCUGCAUUUUCUGCAUCUGUUGUUUAAUGAAGUAAUAGUCAUCUGGAUUUGUUGACAUGCAAUGUAAGAAUACUCCCUCUUUGUUGAGAUGUGUCCAAAGAACAUUGGACUUUUAAGGAAAAUAGUACUUUGUCUGAAACAAACAGAUGUAAGAAGCCAUUAAGUACAGAUACUUUUACAGAAGUUUUGUUCAAAAAAUGUUCAUUUAUUUUAAAUUUAAGGUGGGGUCUAUGAGCCUUCACUCUCUAUUGUUGUAGCGUUGAAAGACAGACAAAGGCAAUUUCUAAACGAUGGGCUUGAAGAAGAGUGUUUUCUAUUACAUUAACCACCACAUAAACUCAGCAUCCUCUUAACAACCCUGUGAUUCCCCUGACUCUGUGAAUUACAACUGCUCAUUAGAGUUUAUGCACCAUUUACAAGAGCUAACAUAACUCUGAGGCUGCUUUAAUGUUGGUGAUAUAGAUUUAUCUUUUGUAGCGAGGGCUGCUAAAAACAUCAGACAUGCAGGACCAGGGAUUUAAAAAGAGCAUAUGGGGAGAACAUGAGGGAAACAGGAUCAAAGAGAAAUGCCUCUUAUUCUUGUAAAGAAUUCACUUUCUUAAUGUUGACAUUUGGCGUUUGACUUUUGACCCCAGGUUUUAAAUCUGAGGAUGUGCAGGAUGAACAGGAUUAUCUUUGCUGUGACAAAUGAUCUAAUUUCACUGUGAUUACUGGUGCAAUGUGUGAGGGUGGGGAUGUGACAGUGAGAUAAAUCAUAGGAUUUACUGUACUGGACACCUACACACAGUAGUAUAUGUGCACGGAGAGUUAUAUACACACAAACUACAUCAUUCCAACAGCUGGGGUGAGGCAGAUGGAGUCCAGCUGCUUGUAGGAGGUAUGUGAGAUUGCACAAGAAGCAAAGUCGACAAGGACAGAGGUCUAAACACCCCAGUAUGCUUUGGGAAAUCCUCCAGACCAAAGAGGGUGCAUUUCUGGAACGUGGUAAUGGUGGGAAAAAGUUAAAGAAAAAAGUACUUUGGCUGUUUUUGUUUUAAGAUGAAAGGGAGGGAGAAAUGAGGCUGGAUGAAUGUUUUGUUAAUCAAAUUGUUGUGAAUUCAGUCUUGUUGGGAUGAAAUGUACUGUGACCUCUACAGCAUGCAUGCUAUUUCAAGUUCCCAAAUUUCCAUCUUUUCUUUCUGCUACAUUUGCACACACACUUAGAUCUUUUUCCCACAUUUGAGCUUUUGCUGCAGGUUUGCUUUUAUUUUCCUUUUUCCGAGCUCUUUUUCAUGUUUUUCUUGUUUUGUUCAUGGAAACAACAACAACAAUGGUUAUAUCUAUUUCCUGAGACAGAGUACCUAUUCUUCUGAAUAGACCACCAUGCAUUUAUUCAAGACCAUAAUGGGGACUGUUUAUUUUGGAGAGAGCAGAGCCAGCAAAAGUUGUGUUGUUAAAAGUAAGGUGUUAUUCAGAGGAAAAGAGAUGGAAACAUGGCCAAAAAGUACCAAACUGUUAUAACUGAUAAUUGCCACGAACCAAAAGGUCACAACUUUCACUAGUGAUUGUGGAGGUUACAGAUUGGUCACAAGGAUUUCCCCAAACUGUUUUCAUGUCACAUGUUCAGUGUGGUUUACUUUGUUCCUUAAAGCACAAGAAUUAAAAAAAGUAAAUUCAAUUUGAGGAAAGCGGCUGGGACCUCCUGCAAUCAGAUCACACUUGUCAAACCUAUCAAUGGAAAGGAGCUGCAGCACAUCCAGUGUUUGUGUUUCAUCUCUUCCUGUUGACAAAAAAGUUACUCUCCAAUGGCAGACAAUAUGGAGGGGAAUUUUAAUGGUACUCUUAAUUUAGUUGGAGAGCCCAUAACUUUAGAUAACUAGUUAUUUACUGACGAGUGAAUAAAGAAGUGGGAAAACUAAAGCUGGAAGAAGUGAGAGGUGUCAAAACACGGAGCGGGGCGAAAAUGACAUCAGUCAAAUUGAAGAAAACAGACAUAAAGCAACCUCAAACCAUGAUACAGUAAGAGCUUUGGUAGUUUCAAAGGACUGGUUGAAGGAGAAGAAAAUACCAAUUGAAAAAAAAAUAACAGGGAAGGGGGCCCUGUAGAGGUGCUACUGUUUAUUUCUGCAUCUGAUCAAAACACCAACAGAAAAACUAAAAUGUUUUGACUUCACUGUGAGUGGAAAUGUCCACAGUAAUAAAGCUGAUAGGAAUACUGUUGUCAUGGGGACUACCUUUUUGGGUAUAUUGAUGAAUCAUUUCUAAAUCAAUAAAAUCAUCUCCGAAUGAUACUUAGAGUCAACUUGUUUGUGUGUAUUUUUAGAAGGGCAACUAAUUCCACACUUGUGAACUGACCCUUCAAACGGUAUGGCUAUUUUUAAACAUGGAUCUCCAUCUUAACAAGAAAGUACAUAAACUUGACAGCAGUCCUUCUCUUUUACUGUGGGACACUUUAUGAGUAGGGAACUCAAUAAAAAGUAGUUUGAAAUGUAAGUCACAUUAGACACCAAAAGUCAGUAUAUUUCAUCAGUGCAUGAUUUCUCAAAGUUUCUGGUUUCCUUUUAGACCUUUCAGUUUAUUAUCUUUUAAAGCUUCUGCAAAGACUUUUUUGACAGUUUUAUUAAUAAGGAUUUUUAUAUUGUAAAUUUUAAUGCCUGAAAGUGGUGUGAGGCGGUAGACGUCAGCAGAGCAGCAGCUGAAAAAACUACUUUUUUUUUUUCUUUUGCAUUUUAAACUCAAAAUAGUCCCAAUAGAAGAUACAUUUGAAUGUCAAAAGUCAGCAGGAUGAGAUUUUCUGUCCAAAGUCACCACUUAAACAUGUAGAGAUAAGCAAAGAUUGUUUUGUCCUCAAGGGGUGCCAAGGUUAAAAAAAAAAAAAAAAAAAAAAACAGCAAUAUUUACCUUAAUAUUCCUCACAGAAACUUUUAUGUAAUCAAUUACAGUUUACAGUUGAAUACUGAAAUUAAAUUGCAAUUUUCCCCUUUUUCCCCAGAAUGCCAGGUGAACGGCUGACAGUACGAAGUGGAGCAGAUGUUGGGCGUUUCCCCGGAGCUGCCCCACCCACCAGGGUGGAGCUGAGCAUUCAGAAGGAUGGGGAAAAGGACCAGAACGAGGGGGGCUGUCGCAGCUGGUUCAGGAAGAUUUGUCCUUGCUGCUGUAAGCGCCAGAACAGCACCUCCUAUGAUGUCACUGACAAGGUGGAACUGGUCAAAGUCCCGACCCCGACCCCGACCCCCACCCCAGCUGCAGUGAUUGGCCCAGAGCCCACCAAACCAAAGGCCGAGAAUGGGGAAGCAAAAGAGAUGGAAGGUAAUGUUACUGAGAGCUGAAGUUGUUUAAAGUUAAACCAGAUCCAAAACAUCAAAUUUUACAUUCAUAUUUUACCCCAGAAAUGAAGCUGCUGGUGAACUCUGUGGACCUGCUGAGCUCCAAGAAAGGUCAAAACAGAGUGGAACACCACACCGACAUGUUCCAUGGGGAGAACCUGAUCAUUCGUAGAGGACAGACCUUCCAGAUUGAGCUGGAGCUCAAUAGACCCUUCAAUUCUGACACUCAUAAGCUGCAUCUGGACCUGAGAACAGGUAGGAGAUGAAUGAACUUUAUCUGCAUGCCUUCUACAAAAGUUCUAUCUUUUGUAGCAUCAAACCAUAGACUGUAUAUAGAAUAGAUGUCAUUUGCCUCCUCGCUGGGUGAAGCCACUGUGAGAACAGCACCCUCUGGUGACUAGUUGCAGUGAAGGUCAUAAACCCCGCCUCCUCCAGCGAACUGGAUGGUGCUGUGGACAAACUUUAAAGAUUAAAUACAAGUCAGAUAAAUUUUUCUUCCCCCUGGUUGGGAUGUUGAAUGUAUUUUUCGCUAGACUGCUUUGUGCUCAAGUCCUUUUUUCUCUGCAGCUUCAUUUUAAAAGUUAUUAGGGGUUUAUUUCGAUUGUUUUCUCAACAUUCUCUUAAUGAACUUUAUAGCACAGAUUGGGGUUUCAAGAAAUGGAGAAAAUUUAGUUUUUGAUUUCAAGUAUGUUAAGAUCUGACAUCUCAUACUGAAACAAAGACAAAAACAGUUCCUCAAUUUUGAAUUUUUGCAGCAACAUGACAUAAAAUGACGUAAAAGGAUUGGGAUGGGUAGCUUAAAAUAAAUGGAUGAUUAUACUGUAGUUUAAAUGGUGAGCUCAAAGGCGUCACCUCUUCAUAGUUUCAGGUAGCUGAAAAAUUGGACACAAAUCAAGCUGCGUGGUAAUGAUUAAAUGUUGAUCCAACAGGGUUGUGAAGCACACCAUGCAAACAAAUACACAAAUACACCAUGCAUGUGCACACUUAAAGGUAGUAAUUCAAUACAACAACAUACUUAAAUGUGCUGGAUAAACCAUCCAACCAACAUUUGCUACAACCCUGUGAGAAAUACAGAGCCAAGAGCAACAGAUUCAAAACAAAGCAUGAGAAAUGUGGUCAGGAUGCCACGCAUAGCUCACACAUUUAAAUAGAGCAGCAGCUCAAAACCAGAACCACACCACAAGGUUUGGAUUCCACCCAAUACCCCACAGUGUUAACAGUUUCCAGACUGCAGGACACCGGACACCUCGCCCUGGUAUUUACAGGCCUCAUACAGCACUGAUCCACUAUGCACUUGAGAAUAAAUCACCAUGACAUCACUGUGGAUAGUGAUUUGCUAUUACCUGCUACUUGUAUUUAAAUUGUAAGGAAGACUAAGAAAAGUAUGGACAGACUGUCAUUAUCACGCUCUCACUGACUCGUUGGCUUUGAAGAGGUUUAAAGUGUGGCACUUUGGGUCAUUGUCACUUCCUAAGCUGUUAUUUUUGGUCAACUAGGAAGUCAAUUUGAGGAGAGUUUUUUUUUUUUUCCCAGCAGAAAAGAGAGCAUUUUUUUCAUUGAUUUCCUUUUACACAGGCAGAGAUGAGAGAGGAAGUCCUGGCUGUGGUCAGAUGGAGAACAAUGGUUUCUUGAUGAACUCUAUGUACGCUUCGGCAAAAGGCAGCUACAGCCCAGCAGGGUGUCACAAAGCAAAUAGCUGAGAGGAAAGCAACCAAUAAGUCUUAAACCAACCAAUGGGCUACAAUUUAAGUUUUUUACAAACUCGUCUUAGCUUUUCAUAUUUUGUUAGCCUUUAGCAAAACACCACGUCAUUUCGAAAGGCAAACUUGUAGGAUAAAACUCUCACGAAUGGGUGUUUCUACAGAGAUGUGUGUGUGUGUGUGUGUGUGUGUGUGUGUGUGUGUGUGUGUGUGUGUGUGUGUGUGUGUGUGUGUGUGUGUGUGAGACUUGGGAGGUUUCACAGCUCAGAAAUGUUGUUUGCUCAGACAGACUAUGCACAGCCAGAUAAAGGGCUGUGAUGCAUGUGGCUUCCUUGUUUGAUAUGGGUGUGUGGGAACAGACUUACAAUUACAGUGAUUAAAAAAAGUUGUUUUUGCUGUUUCUAAGUAGAUGUUGAUGUGAAUCCCACUGCUGUGAUUUCUUUGUUUAAUCCAGUUUUCGACGUUAUCUUAAAAUAAGUAUGAGGACAGCAUCUAAAUGCACUUUGAGUCGGUACAUGACAUGACUUUUAAAAAAUUACACAUUAAAAAAUGUGAUCCAAAGAUGCUAAAUUGAAGUUCCAUGUAUGUAUACAUUCAUAUGCACUCUCGUAAAACAUAUGCUUGUGGUUGCAGUGUUCUGUAAAAGGGUUAAAUUUUUUGUAUUUUGUACAUUAUUUUGUUUCCAGUGAAUUUAUUUUCUAUCAUUUCUCAAUAAUAUCUGCCAAGUUUUUAUCAACUAGAUACAUAGAUAUCUAUAGUUGAAUAGGUUACAAUAACUUCCUUUUAAUUCGAAUGAAGGCUUAUGGGAAAAGUUUCCUUACCAAGAUGUAAAGUUGAGGAUCUGACUGUUUUGACCAUAGACUGUAUAUACUGUGGACAAUUUGGCUCCGCCUUUCGUUAUUACAGGAAUUUGAAGCAGAAUUGCUCUCGGUGUUUGCAGGAUUUUUCCACUUCCUGGAACCACCACUUACGCAGUUGCAUUGUACGCAUUCGGGCUGAGAGUCACUGUGAUGACACUCGGCUCAAACAGUGUAUCCCCCGGAUGAGCUACACAAUCUUUGUACGCCCAAAGGCAGUAUCAAUUGUCAAUCAUAGAAAACAUGAACCCCCUAAUAACUUUUAAAAAUAGAGCUGAAAAGAAAAAAAGAGGACUUGAGCACAAACCAGUCUUACAGUAACUGCGUGUCAACAUUGCAACUUGGGGGGAGAAAAAUGUAUAUUCUGUGUAAUUAAUUUCUAAAAUUUGUCCACAACUCCAUAAGGAGGGGGUGGGAUUUAAGACCUAUACUGCAGCUCAUCACCAGAGGGUGCUGUUCUCGUGGUGGCUUCACCCAGCGAGGAGGUAGAUGGUGUCCAUUCUAUAUACAGUCUAUGGUUUUGACUCACUGGAUUGUAUAUCCACAUUGACGCCAUAUUUCAAGGAACAUUCUGGAAACAUGCACAAACCUAUGUAUGUAGCCCACUAGCUAUUGCUUCAUGACCAUCAAAAGCAGAUUAGAGCUCCUGUGAGUAACUUCAAGUCUACAUCAAUUUUGGCGCUCCAUUUUGACUAAGCAGUCUUUGAAGUCUCAGCAAAAUUAAUUUCAGUCCAUUUCCUAAAUAUUUAAAAACUAUUCACAGAAGCUUAAAUAAAAAAGAAAGUACACCAAAACAGAAAACAAAGCCACUGUAGUUCACAUGAUUUAUGCUAAGCUAGGCAAAAGUCUGAAGACUGGAUUUUGCCAUUUACCAGACAAGUAUGAGCAGUUACAAUAUUGUUUUUAAGUUUAUUUGGGGGAUUUGAUGCCUUUAUUGAAAGGAAAGGAAAGUGGAGCAGAAAACUGGGAAGAGAGAAUGUGCAAUGUCAUGCAGCAAAGGGCCACAGGUUGCCAGGCUGCCCACUUGGAGGACUGUAGCCUCGACAUAUUGGCUGCACAAUUUAACUGCCGGGCCAAACUGGCUCCAGCAACCCCCUUUUUCUAAACUCCCCACAAGUGAAUAAGCAUGCGGAAAGAAGAUGCCAAAAUUUUACCUUUUGUUGGGUAGAAUUUUGAAUGUUGAUCUCAAGAGCCUGAAGUACAAUAGCAGCUAAACAUAUGGCAGGCACAAUGCUACAUCUGGUUUUGGUUCUUGCCAUUUCUGUUGCAUUGUCUGUGUUGUGUCUUCUUUGUUGGUUCAAUUUGGUACAACAUGAUUCACAUGUUCCCUGUCUUGUUUAGGUCCCCUGCCCAUGGUGUCCAAAGGCACCCAUGUCAUCAUUCCCCUGGUGGAUCACCUGGAGGAUGAACGCUGGGAGGCCAAGAUUGUUGAACAUAACGGCAACAAGAUCAAGCUGUCCGUCAACUCACCGGCCACUUCUGUGAUUGGCUUGUAUGGGCUCACUGUGACAACCAGCUCUACGAAGGGUGAUGCAGCAGCUACUUAUAACUCCAGCAAGAACAUCGUCAUUCUCUUCAACCCUUGGUGUGAAGGUAAGAUUGACAGUGGGUGCGAGCAGGGCCGAGGGUUUACAAGAUUGAGGGCAGGAAUGUGGAGGAGAGGAAGGAAAGAAGACGAGCCAAAUGUGAUAAGAGGAGGAAAAUGAAGGAAGAGGAGACAGCUUCACAUAACAUCUAAAGAAUUAAUAACAACCUAUCUGUAUAACUCUCAAGUUUUGAGUGGACUGUCUUUCAAAAGUUCAGAUUUUACUUGAGGCAAAACUGUCUGUUGAAGCCUAAUUGGGACAGAAAAUGGGACAUGGCAGCUUAUGAACAGCAUCAUUUUUCUGUCAGUGGAUGUGGGAACAAAGUAGCUCCACAUCCGUAUUGUGGUUGAACCUCAGAGAGGAAUCGUGGUAUAAGGUUACACGAGAGUGAAAGAGGCCAAGUCCAUCUGUAAGCAUGUUGCUGUCCGUCAAAGUGCUUCAGCAUGACCCUGUGUGUAACUGCGGUGUUAUGUAACUCCACUGGCUGAGAUUCAAAACUUCUGGCACUCUUCGUUAUCCCAUUUAUGCACUACUGUGCCAUCUGUGGUCCAAACAGAUUGUGCACAAGAUGUAAUACAUCUUCUGUGACAUAAGCCCGAAAAAAUGUUUGGACAUAUGGGUGGGAUUUUUCACAUUUGUUCAGCAUAAAUCAAACAUUGAAAACUUUUUUUCUCGAAGUGUUCAGACAUGAAACAGAUGUGUAUUUUUUUUUUUUUUUUUUUUGAUCACUUAUAUUUUUGGCCACUUGUGGGGAACCUAAAACAGCCUGACAUAAUACCACCUUUUAAGAUUGUAAAGCCUACUGUUCUUGCCCUGAUAGACUAUUUAGAAAGACUUCAGCUGUAGGCUGCCUAAAACUUAUAAUCAGACAUAUUAGAUGUGUUAAUCCAUGCAUUACACAAACUGAUUCUUGUCUAGAGCAGAGCCAAGGUUAAAAAUAGUUUCUUGAGUUUUGAUGUAUUUUGUUUUAUUUUGACUUUUGAUUUUAGUUAAAGCUCAUGUGAGGAAAUGCCAAUUUAUGCCAAGUUUGGCACCCCCUAUAAACAGUCUUUGCUUAUUUUUUCUUCUUUGUGCAUAAGCAAAGGUUUUUGACCAGAAAUCUCUCUUCUAACUCCUGACAGUCAAACCCCCCCUUUUUUUUUUUUUGUAAAUGACACAUAUGGGAAAUGUAAAAUACAGGGCAGUUUCUCACACUGCUCUGCUGACACCUGUCUUCUCACAUCAGUUUCUGUCAUUGAAAGUGAAAGAAAGAAUCGCUAGCUGUGUCACUGAUGAUCUUGUUUGCUUCAAGAUACCAUGUCAAGGCAUCAGUAUGGAUUUUUAGCUUAUUUCAGAGAAACUCCUUAAAGGAGCUUUGAUUUGAGCUUUUUUUGUACACGACUCCUGUCAUGAGGCCAAAAAGGGCCAGAAAGAUUUUUUGUAAAACAAGCCUAAAGACCUUCAUCCCAUUAGUGGGUGGGGCUUAGCUGGGGACAAAGUAAAAAAAACUGUUAGCUAGCAAGUGGUUUUUGUUAUCAUGUUAGCUUUUGGUGCAAAAUUUAAGACUUAUCCAUUUAGUCUUUCUGAAACACUUACAUGCACCAAUGCCGUGAUUUUCUUUCCAAAAUGUCUGCAUCCAAAGAGCAGGUAUGUCCCAUUUUUAAAAUAUUUUUAUACUUAUUACACAACCAAUAAAACAUCAGGAAAUGAAGUCCAUUGUUUAUUCCACGUACUGUAGUUUCUUCUUUUUGCUGAGCACUGCAAACAAUCCACACAGGAUAUUUCAGCAAAAGUAGUUUAUUUGCAACACAACUAUAUAUAUAUAUAUAUAUAUAUAUAUAUAUAUAUAUAUAUAUAUAUUAUAAAACAGCAGGUCUGGAAUUGAUAAAGAGAAAUUCUGUCUUUCAUUAAGGCAUUGCUGCUUUUGGCAGCCAGCCCACGCUCCUCUUCCCUUCUUCAAUCUCCUUUUCCUGGGACCAAUCUCUGCCUCAUGCUCAUAAAAGUAAAAAUCCCACAAUUACUGUAUAAAAACGCCACAGGCCAAGCUCACAGUAAUCCUGCAGCUGGUGACAACCUGUCCUCUCCCUCGCUUUUACUGCAUCCAUGUGUAUUUCCUGACUUUAUACACCCCUCCCAUCUAACCCUGUGCCUUUUUUUUGCCGUCUUUUGACCUGAUCCUCUCUCAUAGCCCGGUCACUCUGUGUUUUUCUUGACUCCCCCUCUCCCUCCUGCUCCCCCUUCUUGUUGUGUCCUUGUGUUUGUGUGUGACUGCCUCACCCUAUAUUGCAAAAAUCUUCACUAAGUAGUGAAAACCACAAUUAUCACAGAUGCCAGAUGCUAUCAGCCUCACUUCCUUCUAUGUUUUGCUCCACAACCUAAAGACACCCUCAUUAUUCUUCACUCUCCCUCCACCCAUUGCCUCCCAAGCACAACUUCCCCUCUUCCUCUCAGCCAUCCCUCGUGAUUUUGUUAGACCCCCUCCUUUCACCGCCUUCCCCUCAUGGCCAUCUUAAAUACUCUAAUACUCAUAUUGCUUUACCUUUCCUUUCCUUUCCUUGUGUCUUUUCUUCACUCUCUGGUUAUUGCAGUUGCAACAUCGGGAGAUCAAGGAGAUUUUAAAACAGAGAGAGAUUUGUGAAGCUUAUGUCAGUGGAUCACACCCAAGUCUACAGAGCUGAUGUCACUCAAAACAGACUGUUUCCUAUAAUGAGUCUGGGCCCCUCUGCAAGGUCCAUGGACUCAUUGUGUUUCUUAACUGUUUCCUGGCCUUUGGGACUCUUUCACGUAAUUUGUGAAAAGAGGGCACAUUCUUAAGCGCCAUAGUCACAGAAGAGCUGAAUAAAGCAUGGAGCCGGGGUUUGUCUCAGAGACAUGAAAGAAGCCAAAACCUUGACCAGAGUCUAAGUAAUUAAAGUACAACCUACUGUUCUGCAAAAGAAGGAUUCAAAGUCACAGUUAGUUUAAUACUGGUCCAAUAGUCUGGUCCAAAGUAAUAAAAAGUGAUGGGUGCACAAUGUAAGGAGACUCUGUAACUCUUCUCUCAAUAUAACACUACCAAAAACAAGUUAUAGCAUGUGGACACUGUAUAAUAUUGCUUUGUCUUUCCAGAGGACACAGUGUUCAUGGAUAAUGAUGAAGAGAGGAAGGAGUAUGUCCUGAAUGACAUCGGGAGGCUUUACUACGGCACAGAGAAACAAAUAGGUGCUCGCACAUGGAACUACGGGCAGGUAUGAACCAUCAAGACAAGAUCUGUAAUGAAAACAGGGUUUGCUCACUCACAUUGUUGUCUGUGGGACUCCAGCUGUUUGUUCAAAACCUUGAAAAUGUGUCUUGUUAUGGAAAAAUGUGUCUAUUUUCAAAAAGGGGUGGGCAAUGUUAUGUAUAUAAAAAUGUUAAUGUAUAAUGAACAGGUGAUUAUGGGAAUUACAGUCCCGACAGGGGGAGUAGAAUGAUAGGGAUUCAACUUUACAUAAUCACCUGCUUACUGUACAUUUCUAUUCUGCUAACACCCAACUCUAACUGAAGCUUUGGACAAGCUGACACCAAAUAUUAAUUUAAAGAUGAUUUUAAUUAUUUAAAAAUAACUGACAUGGAUAGUUUGAUAGAUAGUCCCUCAUAGGACUCAUUUAUGCCCUGUACCAAAGCUUGUGAGGCAGUGUCUGAUAGUGCAGCCAGUCAUUCAAACCAUAGACUGUGUAAACCCUACGUCAUAACUAAAUUAUCAGUCUACAUGUUGAGCCGUAUUCAAUAAUCACACAGACCACCUCUAUCUUGAACGCUGCCUCCGAUUCGACCUCUUUCAACAGAUACAUUAUUUGUAUCGCCUCCAUUAUUGCCAUGUUUGUUCUCAUAAACCCCUGUGUCUUUUGGGAUAAAUUUUGACUCAGACUCCAACGUGAAGGAUGCAUCAAAAGAAGACGAGAGGAGUUAAUUAUGUUGUCUAAAAUAUAACUAAUUAGUAUGUAAGAGAACUAUAUUGCCUUGUGUCCAUGUACACAUGAAGGACAGUCAACCAGAACUCUAAUCAUUCUUGGGAAUCUGUUUGAUAUUUGGCAUUCAAUAGUCCUGGGAACUGGGUUUUAGAGAAACUGUAGGACAAAAUGCAAACAGCCAAGCAAACAGGCCACUAGCAGGCUAAUGUGUUCUUCCUUCAUUUCAGUUGUUCACUUGAUUGUCCAGUGAGAUCAUAUUUUGUAAAUAUAAAAGUGGAAAACACCUCUUUACCACUUAUGGAGGCUAUUUUUUUCAUCUCAGUUGUUUUUAUGUUGAUUGUUGAAUGAGUUCAUUUGAUUAAAGAAAAAAAUUCCAUUGUGUCACACGAACCAGAGAAAUGUCACAAUAGAAUUAUACAUCAUAUACAUCCAGAUGAUCAUUAUCAGUUUGGUAUUAAAUGCAGUCAGAUUCAUGAGUCAUUAGAUACAGUUUUCUCUGUGGAUUGAUAUGAAAUGAUGUGUGUGUGAUUUGGCUCUACCUGUUUGGAAUUAAAAACCUUUGUCUAAGGGUUUUGACCAAUCAAAAUCAAUUAUUUUACACAGCAUCAUGAAAAAAAGGUCACCCUGACAGGAUUAAGAGUGAAUCUUUCCUAUUUUUAAGCAUAUAUAGUGGCAGAAUCUACAAAUUUAGUUGUUAUUCAAAGUUUGUUCAGUUAUUUUUAAGUGACUGUUAUCAUGGAUUACCAACAUUUUAAAAGUUAGAGUGCAACUUAAAAUCGAACUAUCUAAUCAGUUUUCCUGUUUGAUUAAACUUUUCCCCUUUGUUCCUAAUUUGUAGUUUCAUGAGGGGAUCCUGGAAGCGUGUCUGUUUAUCUUGGAGAAGAGUGACAUGCCUGCAUCUGGCCGAGGGGAUCCUGUCAAUGUGGUCAGAGUCGUAUCUGCAAUGGUGAGUUUGAAUUUAUAUUGACAUCCCACCAUCUCAUUAGCAUAAGCCAGGAUAUUAGAAAUACCAAGGUCAAGAGUCGGAGUGUACAUAUUUCAUUCAUACAUUUACAAUUUUUUAACCCUUUUUUAAAGAUUUUUUCCAGCAUGAAAUUUUAAAGCUUUCUCAACUCUGUCAGGAGUAAAAUUUAAACAAAAUAUCCUCCAUAUGUUUUUUUUAAUAACAAAAUAUACAUGAACUUGGGUUGCUUACAUUUAUUGCUGUGAUUUAAUGUUUCACGCUUUUUCCAGAUAAAUGCUCAGGAUGACUUGGGGGUCCUGGUAGGGAACUGGUCUGGGGAUUACUCUGAUGGAGUCUCUCCUGCAGCAUGGAGCAGCAGUGUGGAGAUCCUGAGAAAAUACCAUGCUACAGAUGGGACUCCUGUGUCAUAUGGACAAUGCUGGGUCUUUUCUGGGAUCACCACAACAGGUGACUAUGAAGAGAAACACACAAAAAGCAUGUGAUGGUGUUUGUAUGUGCAGAAACCUAGAGUGUUGCAUUCCCUAGUGUUUUUGUGGAUUUGAUUAACGGUCAAAUGAUCAUGAUCAUGGCUCCAGGCCUUGUCUAUUAGCCCUCACUGCUCUGCUACUGAAUGCUGCAUUCAUUGUACGUGCAGGCAGGGUCCCUCACAUGAUAGCUAGCUGACCUUAGCACAUAACUUUGCAGCUGAUAGCUCGUAUACACCCUAAAUACAUUGCACUAGCAUUCCUGUCAUACCUCCUACUUUUGUCACUGAUAGAGCCACAUGUGUUGCUUUCAUUCAUCAAGGAUAAUAAAGUCUGCAUGCAACCAUUCAAAUGCCAUCUUAGCUGAAAUGCCUGAAGUAGUCGUGCUCUUUUGUUAACAUGUGUUAACAUAACUCAGGCUCAUUAUUUUCUCUGUCCAUGUAUUUUUUUUCUUCUAGUGCUACGUUGUCUUGGCGUUCCUGCCCGCAGUGUGACCAACUUCCAGUCUGCUCAUGACACUGAUGUGUCCCUCACCACUGAUGUUUAUUUUGAUGAGAAUAUGGAGCCAAUCGACUACCUCAAUAGCGACUCUGUCUGGUGAGAUGUGUUACUUGACAUAACCAUGCUUAGAAGAAUGCCUGAAGCUAAAUCUAUAUCUCAGGAAUGUGCCAUAUAUUAAGAUCUGCUCUUAGUGCAGCUCCCUCUAACUUGAAACCCAUGUAGACGUCACGCUCUUUCAAUUAUUUGCACCUCCUGUCAGGCUGCAGAGGUUAAUCUGGUAUCCAUCUGCUUGCAUGUUCUUAAAAUGUCUUCAGAAUAAUUGAUGCCCCUUUUUCCUCUUUUACUUAAAAACUAAAGUCUGUCAGGGACUUGAUGCUGUGUUGCUGUGACGCAAUGCUGGCCAGCUUGGAUAAUGUCCCUGACUCCUAUUAAAUCAGGAAUCCUCAUAUUAAGACUUGAUAGCACUAACUUUAUCUUUUAGUAGUAAUAAGUGAAAACUCCAGCUCUGCAUCCAAGUGCGGGAUUAGCAGCAAAUUUAUUAAAGAAAAUGUGACUAAAGACACUUCCUGUAUACACUUAUUAACAUGUUUGACUAUUUUCAAUUGAUUCAAAAAAGGCAAAGACAAAACAGCUAAGACAGUUUUCCGUUUUAAUUCCGGUUGUCAUGCUAAGUUAACUUUAUGCUCGGACAACAUUUAGCAAAAUAUCAUGUUAUUCUCUUCAAUGGUACUCGAGGAGGUUGGAUACUAAUAUAGUGUAAUCUUAAUCAGGAACUUUCACGUAUGGAAUGACUGCUGGAUGGCGAGACCUGACCUCCCCGCUGGUAAUGGAGGCUGGCAGGCUGUUGACUCUACUCCUCAGGAAACUAGCCAGGGCACCUUCCGCUGUGGCCCCGCCUCUGUCAACGCCAUCCGCUCCGGCCAGGUCUACCACAAACACGACACGCCAUUCGUCUUUGCUGAGGUGAGUGCUGGGUUUUAUGAAGUGAUGAUCUUUGUUGUUGAAUUUUUGCAAAUCCUGAAAAGAGGAGGAGUAUUAUUAAACAAAAUUACAAGUUUAUCUUUGAAAAAUAGAUGUAAUUUAGGGGGCUUCACACCUACGUCAUUUGGUCUCGACUUUCAGACCUUUCUGUUUAGUACCAACCAAAAUGAUAGGUGUGAAUCCUUCCCAGGACCUUGGUCCAGACCAAACAGCAGGACCUUGGUCCAACCAAAAGAAGGGGUCUUGGUCCAGACCAAACUGAACCAUGGUCUGGUUCAUGCCCAGUGUGAAAGCGUUAUUUUGCAAAGUUCGGACUUUCAUACCAAAGACAAGAAAUGACACGAGGAGUACAAGUGUCCGUUAUUAGGUAUGAUGGAGAUUGUCCAAUAACAGGAAAUUUUAUGAUAUUGUAAAAAAAAGUUAGACCUCACUAUUGACAGCUCAUCUUUUCAAGAGUUUUACUACACAUACUUUUCUCCUGACACAGUGUUGCAAUGUCUCGCAGGAUUGCAUACUUUCUUUUCCUUUCCUGUCGAUGUCAAUAAAGUUGUUGUCUAAUUAUCGAAUUUAUGAGAUUUCCUCGGACAAGCCUCAUGUACAGCUCUUCAAGUUGUUGCUGUUAGAGGUAGAAAAUCAAAAAUAGUAGGAUGGUGGGAAUGACGAUUUUAUUCAUAUUAACAACAUUCAAGACCCGCAUUUUUAAACCUGUUGAUGUGAGACGCCCGCCGGCCUAAUGACCAUCAAUGUAAAUUACAGAAACACACGAAGCACGUAGUUGAUGACUAUAUCACAUAGAUUCUUCCAUUUGCAAUAAUGACAGUGUGAAACCUAAACAGACCGAACCAAAUGUAAACAAUGUAACAAAAACAUGGACCUUGGUCCGGACUUGCAGUUGUGAAAACAUCCUUGGUUUUGUAGCAUACACCUUCUCUUGCAGCAAGCAAAACAAAAUUCCCUUGUAUUCUUCAUUAGAUACCAAAUGACACAUUUGUUCUCUCUCUCUGCUUGACUAAAGAAGGUUUGGGUGACAGUAAUGGGGAAAAAAAAACUUAUAUAUUGUGAUAUAUGGGUCUUUUUUCUUUCAGGUCAAUAGUGAUAAGAUCUACUGGCAGAGGAACCUAGACACUACUUUCAGUCAGAUCUACAGUGAGAAGAAGGCUGUGGGUCACUGCAUCAGCACUAAAGCAGUAGGCUCAGACGAGCGGGCAGAUAUCACGCACCUGUACAAACACCAUGAAGGUACUGGGAGUACAUCAGUCACAUUAACUGCGUUUCUUCCAAGAUAAAUGUACCAUAAUCAGAUCGGGUUAUGAGCGCACUUCCUGGAUCUGUCUUAAAAAGGGUUGAUUAAAUCAAAUUUGCUGCAUGGAUCAUUCCACUGUCUACAGGCCAUUUGCUUAUUUUGGACAAAUAUGAAUCAUAUCUCAAUAAAUCUGUCAGUAAGUCCAAAGACACCAGACAGAUGAGCUUCCCUCACCUUCUUCCCCUUCUCCACCAGGCUCAGAGGAGGAACGUAUUGCUGUGGAGACUGCCAGUCGUUAUGGCAGCAAACCUGAUGUUUACUCCUCACCCAUGGCGGAGGAUGUGAGUGUGGAAGUGAAGAUGGAUGGUGAGGGACCCAAGAUGGGUGCUGACGCCAAGCUGAAGAUUGUGGUGAAGAACCAGAGCUCGCAGCCUCGUCGCGCCACCCUGCACAGCCAGGUGGCUGUCAUGUACUACACUGGUGUGCUGAAGGGCACCAUCAAGAAGGAGCAGAUGCCUGUGGAGCUGUCCCCCCAUGAAGGUUAGCUUAGAGCUGUCGUUAGCAGUACGUUUAUAUGAAAUUAGGUUAAAUUUGCUAAACAAAGUGAAGCUCAUCUGUUUUGUACUUCUUCACACAGAGAAAGUCAUCGAGUUGGUACUGCCCUACCAGCAGUACCAAAACGAGCUGGUGGAUCAGGCUGCACUGAUGUUAACCCUGUCUGGAAGAGUCUCUGAGACCCAGCAAGUGCUAGCUAACCAGACCAGCUUCAGGCUGCGUACACCUGACCUCACCAUUACGGUACGUUUGCAUUUUAGCAUGAUUUUAAUGAUGACUGUAAGGAAAUGAAGGAAAAGAUCAUAUCACCCCUGCUGACACUAUUUUACUUGCCGUCCUGCAGCCUUUGGGAGAUGCUGUGGUUGGUAAAGAGAUGGCAGCCAAGAUUACCUUCACCAACCCCCUGCCUCGAAUGCUGAAGGGGGUUGUAUUCAGAGUGGAAGGUCUGGGUCUGCAAAGAGGCCAUGAAGUAGUUGUCGGGUAAGAACAUGUGACAUCUUGCUCUCUUGCCUCCCUAUCUCUGUUUUCCACACAUUUCCUCUUCCAGCUAAUAUUCAAGCUUUAUUUCCUCCACAGCGACGUUGGCGGUCUCUCCACUGUGACAUUGACAGAGCACUUCAUCCCCACCCAACCUGGGCCCAGGAAACUGGUGGCGUCUCUUGACUGUAAACAGCUGAGUCAAGUGCACGGCGUGGCUGAUAUUAUUGUUCACGAGCAUUGAGAUGGCGUGAAAAACGAUUAGCUUCCCAUCCUGCUUCUCUGACACCAAAUGCUCUUUUAUGAAAUUCAAACUGAGAGCCUCGGAUUAUAUGAAGAGUAUGCUCUGAUCCUGUAUCUUAAAUAUCGUUUUUGUGACUGCAGUCAUUUUAAAAAUUAUUUUUACGUCUCUGAUUAGCCAUUUAGUCAGUGUAGCAUUGUCAGUAUUAUUAUUUUUUAACUUGAAAUAAUAACUAAAAGGAGAAUUCAUGCUUUUGCCUUGAUGAAUUUAAAAACUGUGGUCAAGUCUGAAUGUGUGCACAGCGGGUAAAGCGCUUGGAUUAACAAGCUUUCUUAUACUGAGGUAACUAAACUGUCACUACACACACUGUCUGAACACUAGUAUUUUUGAAGACCCUGAGCUCAUGAAGUGAAGCGUCAUGAUCAUUUAGAAAUAAUGUAAAUAUUGUACUUGAUUCAUUCGUUGAGCUUGUCAUAAAAUGAAAAGGAUGUGAAAUGCAUUUUCAGACAGAUUGAACCUGGAUUAUUUGAAGGAAGGGUACUGUGAGAUGUUUUUGAAGGGAAUGACGCCAUAAUUGGCAUUGACAUUUUGCAAAGGGCACAUUAUAAUUCCCCCAGUUUUCUUUGUUACAAUUGACCGGGGAAAAAAAAUCAUUUUGUUUCAAAGGAUGUGGCUAGACGGCUGUUUCAGUCGUUGGGUGAAAUGAUAAUUCUGCAUCUUUGAAAAUUUAAUAAGCAACAACGCAAAUGUCUCCUACUGCAGAGAGCAAAUGUGUGUGUUCCCUUCGUAAGGAUGUUCUGUAUGCAUUGUGUGUGUUUCUACAUUAUUUGUGUAUCAUACACUGAUAUCAGCUUUACAGUUUGCAUCUUACCUGUAAAACUGGAAACCACUGCAGUGAUUUCCAGCAAACCAGAGACCGCAGAGGCCUUAUUAGUUCAGCAAAGAUUUACCAGGUUCUAGUCUGUUUAACACAGAGUACAAUGUGAAGGAAACUAUUUCAGUAACAUUACACUAUUUAUCUACCUUAUUUACUUGAAUGUUCUUUUUGUAUCGUAUGUUUUGCAUUGGUAAUAAAACUUACACGUCUAUGAAG
This is a messenger RNA of Xyrichtys novacula (pearly razorfish), 23696 nucleotides long. NCBI's taxonomy places the organism in Eukaryota, Metazoa, Chordata, Actinopteri, Labriformes, Labridae. The record is from the annotation of a GenBank genome assembly.